This is a messenger RNA of Xyrauchen texanus (razorback sucker), 1935 nucleotides long. RefSeq names its product transducin beta like 2 (gene tbl2). The transcript is spliced from 7 exons. Gene Ontology annotation, cellular component: endoplasmic reticulum. Lineage: Eukaryota; Metazoa; Chordata; Actinopteri; Cypriniformes; Catostomidae. Bases 350 to 1675 code for a protein of 441 amino acids. The record is from RefSeq and is a predicted model, not a curated record. Gene Ontology annotation, biological process: endoplasmic reticulum unfolded protein response. Gene Ontology annotation, molecular function: protein binding.
CAUGCGCACUUGCCAAGCGAAACGGCUUUUGACCCGUAUAAGCUAUACAAUUAAUUAUUUGACAAAACACCCCGAGUUUGAGUUUAAUUUCAUUAAUGUAACUUAAAAACAUAGUCAUUGCUUUUAAAAAAAACAAAUACAAGCGAUAUUCGUUUUGGACUAAUGCGUUUGUUCCAGCAGGACAGUAAAUUAACACGGUAAUGCUGCAGUAGUGAAGUUGCCAACGAGUCACUAGAAUAAAGUGGAACCAAGAGCGACUAGAGUUACAGAGAACCGAUAACAUAGAGAUCAGCCGGUCCUAAGUCUGCUUCCGAUCUUGGAUUGAUAACGUGGCACAAAUCUCGCCAAGAUGGAAUUUGGUGCGAUUCUUGCACUAUCAGUAUUAAUAGGUGCGCUGGUUAUUCUAGUUGCAGUGGCUGUUGGCAGACAGAAAGGUGAAUUAUCUGAGCAGAAUGAACAGAAAAAAGACACAGAUGCACCAGUGGAAGAAAAUGCAGUGAAAGCGCCUUCAAAAAAGCAGAAGCAACAACAGCGCCCCCGCAAGGAAAGACCGCAGCAGCACACAUUCACGCACCAACUACUGUCUUCUGUUCUAAAGAGUCACAGUGGCAACGUGACCUGCUUGGAUUUUAGUAGCAAUGGCAAAUACCUUGCGUCUUGCGCAGAUGACCGUACCAUCAGGAUCUGGAGCACCAAAGACUUCCUGGAGCGAGAUCACAAGUCCUUGCGGGCCAACAUAGAGUUUGACAAUGCCACAUUCGUCCGGUUCAGUCCUGACUCUCGAGCCUUCAUAACUUGGUUGUCCAACGGAGAGACCAUUCGCAUCUAUAAGAUGAUUAAAAAGGAGGAUGGGACAUUCAAUUUUAAAGCUGCUCCAGAGGAUUUUCCACAGAAGCACAAGGGGAUUGUUAUUAACAUUGGAAUUGCAGAGACAGGCAAAUUUAUUAUGUCUGCCUCUGUUGACACCACCAUUGUGAUCUGGGAUCUGAAAGGAGAUGUUUUAGCUACUAUCAACACUAAUCAGAUGACCAAUUCGCAUGUUGCUAUAUCUCCAUGUGGCAGGUUUGUUGCUUCCUGUGGCUUUACCCCUGAUGUGAAGGUGUGGGAGGUUUGCUUUGGGAAAAGUGGGGAGUUCAAAGAGGUUGCCCGUGCAUUUGAUCUUAAGGGACACUCAGCUGGCGUUUACUCCUUUGAUUUCUCCAAUGACUCCCGCAGAAUGGUGACCGUGUCCAAAGACGGCACGUGGAAGCUGUGGAACACCGAUGUGGAGUACAAGAAACAGCAGGAUCCAUACUUGCUCCGGACUGUCCCAUGUCAGGUGUCAGAGGGAAGCCGCAUAGCCCUGUCUCCUGACGGUCGUGUAGUAGCCAUAUCGAACGGGUGUGAUAUAGCAAUGUACAACGCCAACACUGGUGAAUUAGAGAAAGAGUUUCACAGUGUUCACAGCGAAGAGAUAACCAAUCUUAAGUUUGACAUAAACAACCGUUUCCUAGUGAGUAGUGGGGACCGUGCAAUCCGGGUCUUUCAUAAUGUAACCGGUUACCGUGCUGCCAUCCAGGACAUGCAGAUCAUGCUGAAGAAAGCCUCAAAUGAAGGAAUGAGACAGAGACUCCUGCAGCAGAUUGUGGAUGCUCAGACAGCUCUGGACACUGUGUUUAAUGCUCCAAAGAACUAAAGGUUGCUUUGUGAACAACUCUCUCUGCCGCUGUUGACUGGGACACCACUCUGUUCUUGGUUUUCAAAAUUAAGUGGCUUUGGCAUGCUGAUUUUAAUGAAUAAAUCCAAGUGUUUGUCAUUGGUUUUGUGGUUAGAUUAACGUGAAUACAUGGAUGAUGCUGUGAUACAAUAGCAUUUUAUAGGUCUUUUAGUCAGACUUUGCAAAAGUUGGAUUGGUACAAUGUCUGUCAAACUAAAACUGCCUUAACAUUAAAAAUA